ACAUGAUCUCUCUGAACAUGACCAACACACCAUCACCACUCUAAUACUCUCUCUCUCUCUCUCUCUCUCAUACACUCUCUAAUCUCUCUCUCUCACUCUCUCAUACACUCUCUUUCUCUCUCUAUACUCCCUGAGCCUAUUAAUAACGUCCACUUUACUCAGCUUCCCAAACACCCCACCUCCUCUGCUCAUUUCAUUCUUCUUCCUCUGAAACAUCACUCUCUCUCUCUCUCUGUUCGUUUCAUUCUUCCACCAAAGGCCGACGAACCAAGAAUCUCUCCCGCUCUUACAUCCACAGCCACAAGGAAGAAGAAACCCACACUCCCAAGAACCAGCAGCCGAAGGCAGGCAGCUAUCUAUACCUCUUGCAGCAGCCAUGAGCAAGGACUGCGGCAACCACGGCGGCGACGACCUCCGCCGGUCGUGCCGGGGCCUCUUCGCCAUCCUCCUCGGCUUGGCCCUCAUCGUCGGCAUCAUCGCGCUCAUCGUCUACCUGGUCCUCCGCCCCACCCACCCGCGCUUCUUCCUGCAGGACGCCUCGCUCCGCCAGCUCGACCUCUCCAACUCCUCCGGCGUCCUCUCCACCUCCAUCCAGGUGACCAUCGCCUCCCGCAACCCCAACGACCGCGUCGGCGUCUACUACGACCGCCUCGAUGUCUACACCUCCUACAAGUACCAGCAGAUCACCGUCGCCGCCUCGCUCCCGCCCGUCUACCAGGGCCACGGCGACGUCGACGUCUGGUCCCCCGUCCUGUCGGGCCCCAGCGUGCCCUUCGCGCCCUACCUCGCCCACGCGCUCUCGCAGGACUGCCAGGCCGGCUACCUUAUCCUGCAGGUCAAGAUCGACGGCCGCGUCAGGUGGAAGGUCGGCAGCUGGAUCUCCGGCCACUACCACCUCUUCGUCACCUGCCCGGCCUUCCUCGUCACCAACGGCGGCAACGGCGCGCCGGGGGCAGGCGGGUUCAGGUUCCAGACCACCACCUACUGCCACGUCGAGGUCUAAGACUAACUGGGCUGCCGGCGCCGGCGAGGCAGAGAUCUUGAUCAGAUCGGCUGCUAAUAAUCAAUCAAUCAACCAAUCAAUAGCGAGUAAUGGGUUAUAAAUGUAAAGGAUGCAUGGGGUAAUUUUCAUUUAGAGUUGCUAAUACCAUGGUCAUAUAUGCAUAUUCUGCCUUCACUAUAUAGCUGUUCCACUGUCAAAAGGAAACCUUUUUUGAGGACCGUUUUGGUGAGAUUGGGUUACAAGUUACUGUAUUAUCCCAUGGUAAUUUGCAUUUGUUUUUCUUUUUUCAA
This is a messenger RNA of Phragmites australis (common reed), 1293 nucleotides long. RefSeq names its product NDR1/HIN1-like protein 1. Gene Ontology annotation, biological process: defense response to other organism. The transcript has a single exon. Bases 377 to 1003 code for a protein of 208 amino acids. NCBI's taxonomy places the organism in Eukaryota, Viridiplantae, Streptophyta, Magnoliopsida, Poales, Poaceae. The record is from RefSeq and is a predicted model, not a curated record.